This is a messenger RNA of Mytilus californianus (California mussel), 5771 nucleotides long. Its product is annotated as von Willebrand factor D and EGF domain-containing protein-like. The record is from RefSeq and is a predicted model, not a curated record. The transcript is spliced from 17 exons. Lineage: Eukaryota; Metazoa; Mollusca; Bivalvia; Mytilida; Mytilidae. Bases 138 to 3269 code for a protein of 1043 amino acids.
AAUGCCGUUUCUACGACAGUCUUAGAAGUGCAAAUAAAAGGUCGUCUGAUUAUAUUCUGGAUUAUUCCGAAGACGUUGUGUUAAGUGAUCACGAUUUAGAAACGAACUGGUAUCGAAUUAUAAGUGACAACGGAGACAUGAUGCCGACUUCUGCUCCAGGAUAUAAGCAUUGCGGAACGAUUUAUCCAAUCUGGCUGAAUGGACAACUGCCAAGUUAUGAGGAUGGUAAUGUGACGAGAGAGGCUUGCCUUCAGACAAAAAAUGACAUAUGUGAACAAAAGAUUAAUAUACAGAUUAAAAAUUGUGGUAGAUUUUAUAUUUAUUACCUUCAACGUUCAACGGAAAACUCGUCGUAUUGUUUUGGUAAAGGUCCAGUUUUCUGUCCAGAUGGAAUGUCGUCUGAUACUGGAUAUUAUCCAGGAUGCACAUCAAACUUUCCAAAAGAGAUUGUACCAGUAAAUGUUGACGCUGAACUAAUAGAAGGACAAAGCUAUCCUAUACCAAUACAUGGUAACCAGUUCUAUCCUAGCUUAUUACCAGUAUUCCGAUGUAAAUUUACUGAAGUUUCAGAAGUCAGCUACGUUUAUGACGUUCUUUGGUACAUUAAUGGAGUUCAUGUAAUCAGUCAUUUGAAUUUACCGUUUGAAAAUAUCAAUUCUACGGUCCUGAGAGAUACAGAUUGGAUAAAUAAAUUUAAGAUGAACAUGGAGGUGAAAUGUGCUAUUCGUAUGAGAUAUUCAACAGAUUCAGUACCAGGAUUGCAUCUUUACAGUCAACAUUAUCAAGCUGGAGUUUAUCCAGAAAAAUAUGAAUAUACUGUUAUUGAAGGUGAAUCAAUCGACAUAACCUUUACUUCGACUGUACCCGUCGGAUGCAUAUCAUCACAUGAUGCCGUCAGAAGACACUGUGAACAGAAUUUAUACAUUUUUCAACCGAAGAAUGAUCAAACUUCAGCAUCAUGCAGGAACAACAUUGCUAAAAAAGAUGUAGUUUUUAAAGCUCAAUUCUGUGGUAUCAGCAUUAAAAGUCUCCAUUGGCAAAAUGAAAACAAACUGCGUGUGUAUGGUUUUAGUGACUCAAUGUAUAACUAUCAAGACAGAUCAACUGUCCUAAAGAUAUCUACAUCAGCAGUAUCGGAUUUAAAUGAUAUGUGGAAAGAUAUACAAGUUCCAGAUAUAAAGGUCACAGUUAUAGACAAGGAUUCGAUACUUAUUAACAGGCAAUGUCGGUCUUACAACGACCCACAUAUAACCACCUUUGACGGGAGAUUGUAUCAUUAUAUGGAUGUUGGCGAAUUUGUGAUGUACAAAAAUGACAAGGGUCCAUAUUCGGUGCAUGCUUUAUUCACAAACUGUGGAUUUGGUUGGGUUGGGUCAUCUUGUCAUUGUGGUAUAGCUGUAAGAAGUCGCAAUUCAUUGUUUGUUUUACGGACAUGCCAGACGAUAUCAAGAACAGAGAAGCAUUUACUUCAAGAACCUAUUACUAAGCUUAUAAGCUGUGAUGAAAAGGAUUUAGUAAUAGAACAUGAUACAAGUCAUUACAAGAUAACUUUGCCUACCGGAACAGAAAUCAAAUUUACGAUAUCAAGAUGGUCAAAGUUUAUAUCAAUGAUUGCAAUAAAACCAUCUAUAUUUGAUAUAAACGAAGCAAGAGGUCUAUGUGGUGUUCCAAGUACAACAAAGGACCAGUCGGACGAUUUUACUCAUCGUCAAAACGGACCUGUCGACAAUUACCAGGAUUUUGCAGAUUCUUGGAGAAUAUCUCCAUCAAUGCUUGAGGAACAGUUGUUUAGCAACGAACCAGUUUUUCUAAGCUACUCAGUUGAAGAGAAUGGCAACAGUGUUACAGAGAACAAUUCCACGCGUUACUGUACUUGUGAGCGACAAGCUAGCAGCACAGACACACUAGAUGAUUUUAAUACUGUGCAAUGCAAUUUAACCGAAAGUACAGAAUUUUGUUCAGAAUCCUUCAAGACUGAAGAAGACACUAUUUCUUCUUUUUAUACUUCAUGUUCAAUAUCGAAAAGAAAAAAGCGAUCUGUGAACUUGUUGUACAAAAUUGUACGCCGCAGCAUCAGUGGUGAUGAUGAUGUGAUUGAUUUACCACCAUUAACAUACGACAAGAGUGUAUUCAAUACAGAAGUAACGAGCCCGGAAACAUUUAUAAAUGGUUGGACGGAAGAAACUGCAUUGCAGACGUGCAUGGAAAAAAUAAACAAUGCUCUUCCAUCAGAGUUGACCAAUUUGGUAGAUGUAUCGGUAACGGAAUAUGUUGAAUCAUGUGUAUUGGAUAUAAAGCUUGUCGGUGAUACAACUUUCCUUCCUGAUACUAUUGAUACUAUGCUGACCUACAUCAUGACAGAAGUACUGAGGAAUGAAUCGUUGUACAUACUUAAUACAACAGACGGAUCACAGACUUUAAUGGAUUAUGUCACAAGCUUCCUGUGUCCUAACAACUGUAGUGGAAAUGGAAACUGCACAUUGGGUGUUUGUAUGUGUAGCGGAAAAUAUAUUGGUGAUGACUGCUCUCAAUCAAUUUCAAUCCCGCCAUCAAAUACCAGUCUUCCCUUUGACGGGCUUUGUACACUUGGAACACGUGACUGCAGGAGCACAAAUAUGUACGGAAAUUUUCUCUCCAGGAUUGUCUGGUACAAACUGAAAUAUUUUCAGAUUAUCACAGAUUCCAUUAAAUAUAUAUCAGAAGGCACUGUCUUCGAGGCAAAUUUCAGAAAUAUUUUCAUGGUAUCUGUAGAUUUGGAGUCCUCCAGGAGAAAGAGAGCAACCUCCGAAACAUUUAUGGCAGAAGGAUAUGAAAUCAGUCUUUCAUAUGAUGGCACAAAUUUUGGAGAAUCUACCAGAAUAAUCAUAUAUGAUGAAACUUGCUAUUCGUGUAAUUCAACAUCUAUCGAAUGUGUUCAACUGGAUUUCUGCAAUCCAACUGUUCCUCCUACAACCCAGAAUGAUGACAAGAAAUCAUUUGUGGUGAUAGCUGCUGCUUUAGGAGGGUUGUUUCUCGUCAUUAUUGUGGUCAUUGGAUUUAUAUAUUACAAAGUCAAAACAAACAAUACAAGAACAAAAAUCAUUCCUGAUCAACAAGAAAGAAAGCCGAGCUUUUAUCUUGAACAGAGCACCGGAAGCCAGAUUUGGGUGACAACAGAUAAAUCUAUCAGCGGCCUGCAACUUGAAAUCGAUGACAGUAGAGGUAACACACCUUUUGAGAUGUUUGAAAAACAGUUGCCGCCAUGGAGUCACUACAACCACAACUUAUAGAUAGAGCCUGUUAAGAAAGAAAAUUUAUCUCAGUAAUUGAAGGCUUAAGCUGGAGAAGAAUAGUUUAUCACCUGCAAUCAAUUUAUUAAGUUUUUUAUAUAUAUUAAAAUAAACGCAUUUGAUAAUGAAGUAAGUAUUACAGAAAGGGUGGCUUUGAUUAAAGCCAAACAAAACGUGUCUUAUACUAAAAUGUAAUAUAAUGCGCUGUUUUCAGACUGAAAUAAUUCAAAUGUAACAUUAAGUUAUUUAUAAAUAAAAUAUUGUUCAAUUUAUUUUUUCUGAGAACACAGUAUAGUCAUAAUCUUUUAUGGCAAAUAGGGGGACAUAUAAAUAUUUUGUUAUUUUUUUUUUGUUAUUACUAUUUUGUAUACAUCAUGUGGAUAUGUAUUUUUUAAGAAAAUCAAGACUGAAUUAAAAGUGUUAGGACUCUUUUGUCGGCAAUCUAAAUACAUUUUGUACAAAUCCUUCACUGAAUUCCAUAUUUUACUUCAUGAACAGGGGUGUGCUCCUGACACAUAAUUUGCUCCAACCGAGUUUUGAGGAAAUACGAUUGAAAUCGACGCCACAUAAGCUUAGGUUUACGGGCACAAUCACGAGUUUAUUGACCAAUACGAUGUUUCUGUGUACUAACUCAAUAGCGACAUUUUUUUCGCGGUGUUAGAUAUUUAUAUACCACAAUAGUCGUCAGAUCUGUCAAUUUAUACCAAUUGUGACCAGUUCUAAAUUGUUAAAUUUUGACAGAGCGUGUAUUCGCAUGUCGACGCACCCUGGUCUCACUGCUGUUGGUUUUCAUAUGAUUCUCUCGGUUUUUGUUUUUAUACACCCGCUCGACAGCGUUGGGGUAUUUUGGAAUCCGUAAGUCCAUUCGUCUGUCCGCCCGUCACACUUUUGGCUUCCAUUUGAUACAUAGAGAACCGCUGUUUGAAUUAAAUUUUAAUAGAAUAUUUUGGACACUAAAGACAGGUUUGGUUGGAUUAUCUUCUUUUUAACGUUUACCGUUCAAAAUAAAUGGUACUUGAUUGUUGGAAAAAUUCUGAAUUUCAGGUUUCCAGAUGAUAAAUGGGGAACUGCAGUUUUAAGUCAUUAACCUUGGUUUAUAUCUUAUUAGUUAGCCCUGGACAAAUAUAGUCCAUAGUCUAGACAAUUUAUUACUUGCAAAUUUUUUUCAUAAACCUUUUCCAUUUAUUUCGUCAUGUUAUAUGACUCAAAUAGCAAGACGGAGGAUAAAAUUACACUUCUUAACAAAAAUUGGGUCAUGAAUGUUGCAGUUGAAAAAUGUCAAAAAUUAGAAUGUCUGAAGAUGUCUAACUAUAUUCAUGACCCCCUUUAUAUAAAUUUCAUCAUAUGUUGGGCUAGAGCUGAUGACGUUUUCGUUUUAUGUUAUAAUUUGUCCAAAAAGAAGAACAUCAUACUGUAAAAUUAUUUUGAAAUGGUGUGAUUUUAAAAAAAAAAUUAAUUUGCAUCUAUUGUCUAAAAGAAAUGCACUACAAGAUAACAUUCUUCUCGGAGUUUUACGAAAUUUGAACAUCGGUAAACUAGUGUUGCCCCAAAUUUACCAUGAUUUUAUGCCUUUAAGGUAAUUAUUGAUUAGUUUGGUUGUGGUGAGUGUUUUGUUUUAAAUAUAUUCUACAUUCUUCGUUGUUUAUCGAAAUUUUUACUAGUCUUGUUUUUUUUUAUAGUCCAUAUUUAAAAAAAAGACAAUUUGAUAUAUAGUAUAUUCACAACUUUUAUUUCCGUAAAAGAUAUUUCAAAAACUGGUCAUAUAACAAUGUUCAUAUAAACCAAAACGGAAGAUAUGGUAAGAGCCAUUAUUUUGCCCCCGAAAUUGCAAAAAUAGUUAAAUUGUUUGAACCUUUCAGAAUUGUGUAAAUUUGAUGGUCGAAUGAUUAGGAUAAUAUGAUCUGGACAUUAUAGUGAUGAAAUGUCAAUUUGAUGGCAUACACAUGUCGAAAUUGGCAUAUUUGAUCUAACAUGUCAAUUUUACACAUAUAAUCAAUCAGAUAUCUUGUUGUAAAAUAUCUGUUUGUGUUAAUCUCAUAUCUAUAUUAUAUAUAUCAUAAAUAUUACGAAUUAUUCUAUUUGGAGUUUUUUCAGGUUUUUAUGUCUGAAAUGCCAGAAGUGUAAAACCAAUUUAAGAUUUAAUUCAAGAAUAUAAAUUUUGAUAUGUUACAAACCAAUGUCUUAUGAACAUAUGAAGGAUGUUAUUUGAUAAAUUUGUAAUAGUUUCUUAGUCUUCGAUUUCAAGGGGCGAAAAAGUAGCCUGAUCAUCCAUUCUCAAGAAUGUGAAUUUGUUUAUACUGUGUUUACUAUUACUGUGUUUUGUCUUGUUUUCUGUGUGUCCGUCCAUAAUUUAAUGUAUUAGAUAUUUUACUUAUUGACAUUGUAUAAUUCAGAAAACUGUAUUUGUAGCAUUUAGGACGUAUUUGUUGCAUUUUGAUCUGUUUUAUACCACUUAUAUAUUUUUAUUUUUUCAUUUAUCAAAUUCAAUAAUCUUUAUCUCGA